AUGACUGGGCCUGAUCCUGACCCAGUUUGCUGCGAACAACUCAUCACCAUGAGCUUGUCCAGCUAUCUCAGUUCUUGGUCUAAUCCAGAUGCUAUGCCAGGCCUGCUGGGCUCUCAGUGGCCAGGCGAUGCCGUGACCCCCGCGAGGCGUCGGGCCGGCAGCCGGCGCAGCGGCUGGGAUGACCUGGAGCUAACGCUGCCCCACAUCCCGGCACCGGAGGGAAAGCGGGACCUUGCUCCCCGCUCGCCGUUCAGACCCAGGGACGCGGCUGGGGGCCGGCCCACGGGCCUCUACCGCGGCCGUGGCGCCGAUUGGUCGUGCUUCGACUGCGGCGCCAAGAACCCGAGCUGGGCCAGUAUCACCUACGGGGUCUUUCUGUGCAUCGACUGCUCCGGCGUCCACAGGUCCCUGGGCGUGCACCUCAGCUUCAUCAGGUCCACAGAGUUGGAUUCUAACUGGAACUGGUUCCAGCUGAGGUGUAUGCAAGUGGGCAGUAAUGCCAACGCGACUGCUUUCUUCCGGCAGCAUGGCUGUACCACCACAGAUGCCAAUGCUAAAUAUAACAGUCGAGCUGCCCAGAUGUACAGGGAGAAGAUCCGGCAGCUGGCAAGCGCUGCCAUGGCCAAGUAUGGCACUGAUUUGCUUAUAGAUGGACUGAGUGGAGCUCCCGGGCACUCCCCUGACAAGAGUGAUGCUGAUUUCUUCAUGGAGCACACGCAGUCUUCCAGUACCUGGGAUGUAGCAGAUGCCAGCCAGAAUCCUGCACAGUCUUCUUCAGAGGUGGAAAAAGUGGAAAAGUCAUCAGAAGGCAGCGAAGUUUCGAAUCCCAGCCAAGGUCCAUCUAUUGACUUGUUGAGCACAUCUCCUAAAGCUCCUCUAGAACUUAAAUCCUCCCUCAUUGGAAAGAAGAAGCCAGGAGCUGCCAAGAAAGGGCUGGGUGCAAAAAAAGGUCUUGGAGCCCAGAAAGUCAGCAGCCAGAGCUUCACUGAGAUUGAGCGGCAAGCCCAGGUAGCAGAACAGCUGAGGGAACAGCAGGCUGUAGAGUCCAGGAAACAAGCCGAGGAGUCCAUAGUCACCUCAAUGCGACUGGCUUACCAGGAACUGCAGCUUGAUCGGAAGAAGGAAGAGAAGAAACUCCAGAACCUUGAAGGGAAGAAACGUGAACAAGCAGAGAGGCUGGGCAUGGGAUUGGCAUCCAGAAGUUCUGUUUCACACUCAGUGAUGUCUGAGAUGCAAGUAAUUGAGCAAGAGACGCCGGUGGUAGCAAAAACUUCCCGCUCCCAACUGGACUUGUUUGAAGAUGGUGGAAGCUUCACAUCUGGACCCCCCAAGUACAAAUACAGUCCCUUCUCAUUCGAAGAUGCAUUUGGUUCACGAUGGGAAACGGACUCUUCAUGGGGUAUGGACAAAGAGGAGGAACCGGAGGUGACCGUUUCCAGCAUUCGGCCGGUUUCAGAGAGACCCACCAGCAGGCGGGAGAUUGAGAACAGGCCCUCCAUGGUGGAAUCCAAUGAAGCUCGGCAGAAGUUUGCAGGGGCUAAAGCUAUCUCUUCGGAUAUGUUUUUCGGGCGGGAAGCAGAUGCUGAGUAUGAAGCCAGAUCCCGACUGCAGCAGCUCUCGGGCAGCAGUGCCAUCAGCUCUGCAGACCUGUUUGGAGAGGCUGACAAUGUGCACUCAGGUGGUGUGUCUAUUGGAAAUGUCCUGCCUGCAGCUGACAUUGCACAGUUCAAGCAAGGGGUGAAAUCAGUUGCUGGCAAGAUGGCUGUCCUGGCCAAUGGGGUGAUGAACUCCCUUCAGGAUCGUUAUGGUUCAUAUUGAUGACCCAGGGACUGCAAAGGGAAGCCAGCAAGAGGCACUGAUGCCACCUUUGCCUGAUGUAAACUCUGCAGGAUUGUCUUAUUUGUCUGGGUUGGGUGGGUAGGGGAGAAGGUAAGCGGAGGGGGUCAGGACGUGGCUGUGCCCAGGAUGCUUUCUGAAUAUCUCUGGAUUCCACUCUAUUAAAAUUCAAUGUGCCCUCAUACCCACUGCUAUCUACUAGCCAGUGGAGACAGGCCUUUUUACAGGGUUAACCUCAUUGCUGUAAAAGAUAUGACAGGAACUCCUGGGCUGCCCUCAUCAGUGCUCCUGCCCUUUGGCCCACACCUUAGCACACCAAGUGACAGAGAAAAGGGGAAUGCUAUUUUCCUGAACAUCAUGUGACAUGACUGUUUUUUGUUCUGAUCACUCUUCCCAAUCCAUGGUGCUGUGGAGUCCUCUGUAUUCGCAGGGUUUGCUUUUUACCGUGAUCUAGUCCUUUUUACUGUCUUCUAAACCAGCAUAUAUGAAUGCGGGAGAAAAAAAAGAUCAAAUCAAAGAUUAUUUUUUUAGCUUCUAUCUACAUCAUCAGCAAAAAAGGCCCAGGUAAAGAAGUAAAGAAAUUUACUGGA
Molecule: messenger RNA, 2426 nt
Organism: Cyanistes caeruleus (blue tit)
Lineage: Eukaryota; Metazoa; Chordata; Aves; Passeriformes; Paridae
Source: RefSeq, a predicted model, not a curated record